Messenger RNA from Punica granatum (pomegranate), 3321 nucleotides. The record is from RefSeq and is a predicted model, not a curated record. Lineage: Eukaryota; Viridiplantae; Streptophyta; Magnoliopsida; Myrtales; Lythraceae.
CCUUCCACUUCCCUGUCGACUGCUGCCGGGAGAGGAGAAAGAAGAAUGAGAGAACCCCAACACCCAAAAAAAAAAAAAAACAUUUUUGUAUGUAAAGAAAUUGCAGCCAUGGAGGCCCCGAGCUCUCAACUCAACUCCCUCUCUGUUUUCUCUCUCUACCCACAACGACACAGACAGAGACAGUGGAGAGAGAGAGAGAGAGAGAGAGAGGGAAACAGAGGAAGAACAGAUUCUGGAAUCUGUUAGAACCAAUAGGAUAGAGAAGAAGAGAGAGCAGACCCGCCCGCCACCCUGUCCUCUCCCCCAACACCUUCGGCCCCUCGCGUUUUAAGGCUCUCUUCCCGUUUCUCUCUCCUCUCUCUCUCUAGACUCUGCAACAGAGAUUGGCCCUCAACACCCCAUUAUCAGUUUUCUUACUACUCUUGUUUUGGAUUUUUAAUGUCUGUCCUUUCUUUUCUCUCACACUCUACAAAGAACAGAAAGUGACCACCUUCAUUUUCUUUUUUUGACAAAUCCUUUGAGUGUUUUUUGUUUUUUUUUUCCUUUCUGGGAUUAGCCGGAAACGUGUGAAACUCCGGCCGGAAAUUCCUGUAUCAGAAGAACGGAACAUUCUUUUCCGAUUAUCCUUACGAAGGUUUUUGUUCAUUGAUUGGGAUUUCUGGUCUGGGUUUUCAUUGCUGUACUGUUCCAUAGGUUAAAGGAUUUGGCUUUUCCUGCCAAGAGCAAAUAUUCUCUGAUUCAGGGGAAGACUCGGGUUGUUUAUCGAUUUCGGAUGCCGAGCUGAAACGAUUCUUUAGCUGAAAUCAGGAGUGCCCGCAUUCGGAUUUUGCGAGGACACGGUCUGCUGAUUGCGGGAACUGAUUGAAAUUUUUUGACGAAAUUCUGAGGUUCCCAGAAAGAAAGCAGAAAUAAAACCCAAUCUAUGAUUAAUGAGAACCUGCCUGCGACCGAUUACCCCACGAAUACUUGGAGCUUUCGAGGACUUGAGGUGAGAUCAUGGGCUGCUUAUGUUCCAAAGAGGCCGUAGUCGAUGAGAAGAUCGAAGAAGAUACGACCGUCAAGGAGGCUGAUCCGAGCAAAUCCUCUGUUCAAUUGGUCGCCCCGUCGAAGAGGGAGGAGAUUGAAUUGGAGCUCGGAAGAGGCGGCCAAGAUGGGUCGUGUCGGCGUCUGCAGAAGGUGGCCUCACAGGCCAAUGCCGGGUCAGUCCACAACCCUUCGUCCCACAACAGUAGCAGAGGGAAGAAGGGCGAUGCCGCUGCUGAGAGGCCUGGGAGUGUUCACCAUCAGAGAGGGCCGAUAGUGGUGGACACGGGACAGAAUGGAGGGCAGCAACAUCUUCAGAUGUCUAGGAUUGCGAGCUUGCCCAAUAGCAUCGAGGGAGAGGAGAUAGCCGCUGGCUGGCCCACUUGGCUCACUUCCGUGGCUGCGGAGGCCAUCCAAGGACUGGUUCCUCGACGCGCCGAGUCGUUUAAGAAGUUGAAAGUGAUUGGGCGAGGAACUUAUAGUUGUGUCUACAAAGCUCACGACCUCGAAACAGGCAAAAUCGUUGCCAUGAAAAAAGUUAGGUUUAGUACUAUGGACCCAGAAAGUGUCCGAUUCAUGGCGAGGGAAAUUCACAUUCUACGCAAACUAGAUCACCCAAACAUCAUACAGCUUGAGGGUCUAGUCACUUCAAGGAUCUCAGGCAGCUUGUACCUGAUCUUCGAGUACAUGGACCACGAUCUUGCUGGCAUUUUAGCAAGGCCUGGCAUCAAGUUGAGUGAGUCGCAGAUCAAGUGUUAUAUGCAACAAUUGUUCAGGGGGCUCGAACACUGUCAUAGCCAAGGAAUUUUGCAUAGAGACAUCAAGGGUUCUAAUCUUCUCAUAAGUGGGGAUGGAGUUCUCAAGAUCGGUGACUGGGGUCUUGCCAACUUUUAUCAACAGCAGCCACUGACCAGUCGGGUCGUCACCUUAUGGUACAGGGCACCUGAGCUUCUGCUCGGUGCUACAAAGUAUGGAGUUGGUGUUGAUUUAUGGAGCGCAGGCUGCAUUCUUGCCGAACUAUUUGCUGGGGAACCCAUUCUGCCCGGAAGAACCGAGGUGGAGCAGCUGCACAAGAUUUUGAAGCUUUGCGGCUCGCCUUCUGAAGAUUACUGGCGGAAAACGAGAUUGCCUCGUACAACUAGCUUCAAACCUCAAGUCCAGUAUAAACGUCACGUUGCUGAUAAGUUCAAAGAUGUACCUUCUACAGCUUUGUCUCUGAUCGAGAGGCUGCUUUCCUUGGAACCAAAGGACCGAGGUUCCGCUGCUUCUGCACUUGGAAGCGAUUUCUUCACAACCAAACCCUUUGCCUGUGAUCCAUCAAGUUUACCGAAGUUUCCUCCAAGCAAAGAAUUCGAUGCCAAGAUACGCGACGAGGAAGCAAAACGAAGAAAAGCAGAGUCGGUCAAAGGACGGGGACCUGAAUCGGUCAGGAGGGGUUUAAGAGACACCAAGGCAGUUCCGACGCCGGAAUUUAAUGCUCACGGGGAGAUCACUUUGCAGGGACAGUCGAACUCAAAAACCGUGAGCCACAAGUACCACGAUCAGGAGGAUAGUGGGUCUGGUUUCCCAAUCGAACCUCCAAGGGGAGUGAGACCAGACGGUUUCACCCAUUCUAGCUCCAUGAUCCACCCCAGUGCAGCCGAUUCUUCUACAUGGACAAAUAAGGUUAGCUCUGCAAGGCGCAAUGCAGAGCUUAAAACCCAAACAUCGUUCAAGCCCCAGCCCACAGUAGACCUCUUAAACGGUUCUCAUAAGGAUGAAAGCAGUUCUAGCAAAGAUUCAUCAGCUUCGGGUUACAUCCCGAAGAAGAAUAGGAUCCAUUACUCAGGCCCACUCGUGCCUCCGGGAGGGAACAUGGAGGACAUGUUGAAAGAACACGAGAGACAGAUCCAGCAAGCUGUUCGCAACGCUCGUCUCGACAAGAACAGGACAAGUAAAAUCAACGGUUAUCAUUAGAAACGAACAGUCAUAGUUCUGCUAUUGUACAGGGGAGUCUUUCUUUUAAUCCGUGUGAAAAAAGGAAAAGGGUACUCCUAGGACUACAGCUUUCUCCCACCUGCCGAAGAAAAUGCUGCAUAUAACAAGCCCAAUGAUAAACUGGUCGAUUGUUGCAGAAAGUACUGCAAACCCGAGUAUAGGUGCUUUUAUAUAUAACGGGGGUAUAGUACGAUGUUGGGCAACAUACAAAGCUUGUUCCUAAGGUGGGAAGAAUAUUUUAGGCUCUAAUAUGUUAUACGAGUUUACUCUGUACAUUGAUGGAAAUUUGUGUGCAUAUAAUGGAAGAGGGUGUUUUGCUCA